Messenger RNA from Culicoides brevitarsis, 2198 nucleotides. RefSeq names its product heat shock protein 70 B2-like. Lineage: Eukaryota; Metazoa; Arthropoda; Insecta; Diptera; Ceratopogonidae. The transcript has a single exon. Gene Ontology annotation, cellular component: cytosol; nucleus; cytoplasm. Bases 163 to 2067 code for a protein of 634 amino acids. Gene Ontology annotation, molecular function: ATP binding; ATP-dependent protein folding chaperone. The record is from RefSeq and is a predicted model, not a curated record.
ACAAUCAACAACAAGCGAAAGCAAAGAAAAACUUCAAGUGAAGAAGAAAUUCUGAAACUAAACAAAAACAAAUCAAAGUAAUCAAAGAGAAAAAAGUAAAAAUUUGUGAAAAAGUAAAUUUUCAAGUGAAAAGUCAAAAAAAAAAAAAUUCAAGAAAUAAAAAUGCCUGCAAUUGGAAUUGAUUUGGGAACAACUUACAGCUGCGUCGGAGUGUGGCAGCAUGGCAAAGUUGAGAUUAUCGCCAACGACCAAGGCAAUCGCACAACUCCCUCGUAUGUCGCCUUCACAGACACAGAACGCUUGAUUGGCGACGCUGCGAAGAACCAAGUUGCCAUGAAUCCCAAAAACACAGUUUUCGACGCCAAACGUCUCAUCGGGCGCAAAUACGACGAUCCCAAAAUCCAGGAAGACAUCAAACACUGGCCCUUUGCCGUCGUGCAAGAAAAUGGAAAACCCAAAAUCUCGAUCGAAUUCAAGGGAGAACGCAAACGCUUCGCUCCCGAGGAGAUUUCGUCGAUGGUCCUGACGAAAAUGAAGGAAACUGCCGAAGCAUUCUUGGGACAACAAGUAACUGAUGCCGUUAUCACGGUGCCCGCCUACUUCAACGACAGCCAACGUCAAGCGACGAAAGAUGCAGGAGCCAUUGCCGGACUGAAUGUCAAACGAAUCAUCAAUGAGCCCACAGCAGCAGCUCUCGCCUACGGCCUCGACAAGAACUUGAAGGGCGAGAAGAACAUUUUGGUCUUCGAUUUGGGCGGCGGCACCUUCGACGUCAGCAUUCUCACGAUCGACGAAGGAAGUUUGUUCGAAGUACGCAGCACGGCAGGCGACACACAUUUGGGCGGCGAAGACUUCGAUAAUCGUCUCGUGGAUCAUUUGUGUCAGGAAUUCCAACGCAAAUACAAGAAAGACGUCAAAUCCAAUCCGAGAGCCCUUCGUCGUCUCAGAACUGCCUGCGAACGCGCCAAGAGAACUCUCUCAUCGAGCACGGAAGCCAGCAUCGAAGUCGACUCGUUGAUCGACGGCAUCGAUUUCUACACAAAAGUCUCUCGUGCUCGUUUCGAGGAACUUUGCGCCGAUCUCUUCCGCGGAACAUUGGAGCCAGUCGAGAAGGCAUUGCGCGACGCCAAAAUGGACAAAUCCAGUAUUCACGACAUUGUGCUUGUCGGCGGCAGUACUCGCAUUCCAAAAGUGCAGAAAUUGUUGCAAGACUUCUUCAACGGAAAAUCCCUCAAUUUGUCCAUCAAUCCCGACGAAGCUGUUGCCUACGGAGCUGCAGUUCAAGCUGCCAUUCUCUCGGGCGAACAAGACUCCAAAAUUCAAGACGUGUUGCUCGUCGAUGUGGCUCCCUUGUCUCUCGGCAUCGAAACUGCUGGCGGCGUCAUGACGAAACUCAUCGAACGCAAUUCUCGCAUUCCGUGCAAACAAACGAAAACCUUCUCAACUUACUCCGACAAUCAACCCGGUGUCUCGAUCCAAGUGUUUGAGGGCGAACGCGCCAUGACUCGCGACAACAACAUGCUGGGACAAUUCGAUCUCUCGGGCAUUCCGCCAGCACCUCGAGGCGUGCCCCAGAUUGAAGUCACAUUCGAUUUGGAUGCCAACGGAAUCCUCAAUGUCAGCGCGAAGGAGAUGAGCACCGGAAAUGCCAAAAAUAUUCAGAUCAAGAACGACAAAGGACGCUUGUCGCAAGCCGAAAUCGAUCGAAUGUUGGCGGAAGCGGAACGUUACAAGGACGAGGACGACAAACAACGCGAAAAAGUCGCAGCGCGAAACCAACUCGAGGGAUAUUGCUUCAGUUUGAAACAAGCUGUCGAACAGGCAGGCGACAAAUUGACGGAUCAGGAGAAACAAACCGUCAAGGAUCGCUGCGAGGAGACAAUUCGCUGGUUGGAUGCCAACACUUUGGCCGACAAGGAGGAGUUUGAGCACAAAAUGAAGGAACUCCAACAAGUUUGCUCGCCAAUCAUGACGAAAAUGCACGGCGGAGGCCCUCAAGCGAGUUGCGGACAACAAGCUGGCGGCUUCGGAGGCAGAUCCGGACCCACAGUUGAAGAAGUAGACUAAGCAUUUGUUCCCCAUAAGUUCCUUUGUAAAUAAUUUGUGAUCUCUUGUUAAAUUUCUUAAAUUAAAUUAGAAUUAGAAUUAAUUUAUUUUUUGUACUUAAGAAAAAUUAGCGAUAAAUUACAAAUAAAAUG